Molecule: messenger RNA, 1524 nt
Organism: Sitodiplosis mosellana (orange wheat blossom midge)
Lineage: Eukaryota; Metazoa; Arthropoda; Insecta; Diptera; Cecidomyiidae
Product: prostatic acid phosphatase-like
Exons: 9
Coding region: 61-954 (297 amino acids)
Biological process (GO): dephosphorylation
Molecular function (GO): phosphatase activity
Source: RefSeq, a predicted model, not a curated record
GACACAUAUUAGGAAUAGCGUUUGGAUUUUCAAUUUUUUGGUCUAUCGUUUCAAAAGUUAAUGUUAAAAAUGUUGGUUUACGAAAAAAUUAACUUGGAAAAUUCAGAUUUGGGCGAAUACGAAUUGAUUUUUGCUCAUGUCAUUUACAGACACGGUGAUCGCAAUGUGAUGGAAUCUUAUCCUAAUGAUCCGUACAACGAUGAAGAGUUUUGGGACAAUGGCUUUGGUGGAUUAUCGAAUUUGAGCAAGCGGCAGCAAUACGAGUUAGGAAAAUACUUACGUGCACGUUAUCAAAAACUGAUUGGAGCACAUUAUUCCCCGAAAAAAGUGUACAUCCGCAGCACAGAUGAGGAUAGAAAUCUACAAAGUGCCCAAUGUAACGCAGCUGGAAUGUUCAACCCAACUGGAGAUGAAGUCUGGAACAAACUCGGAUGGCAACCGAUACCAAUACAUACAGUGCCACUCAGCGUACGUUUUAUGGAAAAAAGUUCCGGAUUAAAGCUAACAGAACUGGUGGACGUCUUGAAUUUGUACAAUAUUAUUUAUGUCGAAAAUCUACAAGGGCUUGAUCAAACGAUACGCUGGACUAUAGGAGCGAUAAAUUAUCAGUCGGUGACACAUUCGGUUGAAAUGAAGAAAAUAAGAGCUGGCUUCUUGAUCAAGGAAAUGUUGGACCGUUUCAAGAAUAAGACUUUAUCUCUCCUUACACCAGAUCGUACGGUUUACCUUUACGCGGCUCAUGGAAGCGUCAUCUCGAACGUAUUGAAUUCACUCAACUUAUUUGAUGUGAAAAUACCACUGUUUUCAUCGAGCAUUCUAUUCGAGUUGCAUCAACGUGACACCGAAUACUUUGUUCAAGUAACUUAUCGAAAAACAGUAUCAGAAAAUGCAUCAUCAUUCGAGAUACCAAAUUGCGGAACCAUGUGUCCAUUGAAUAGAUUCUACGAUGUAUAAGGAUGUUAUACCUCAGGAAGGCGAAAGCUAUGAAUCUCUCUGUCGGUUGAAUCUCUCUGUUGCUUCAAAUAAUGUUAGCCCAUAUCUAAAGAACAUUUGUGUACUCUUAGUUUUACUUUUAAUUCUCUUUCGGUCAUACACAUAACACUAUGCUACUAUUCGCUUGACUGAAAUAUUAUGAAUGUUUGACGAGUAUCACACAGACUGUUGUGUGAUAACGGCCGAAAAAGACAAAGGAGAAGCAAAAGUCAUAUCAUUCCGUGUCGUUUCCUUGCCGAAGUAAGACUAAAAAUGAUUCUUUUGAAUGGUAUAAUUUUUAUUUUGCUAGGAAUAAAUAUUCAGUUGGUGGUUUGCAAAAAAAGUCACGAAAAUUCGUUUGAAAUCGCUAAAAAUCAAUCGGAAGAGUAUCAAUUGAUAUUUGCUCACAUUAUUUAUCGUCAUGGCGAGAGGAACAUUUUUCGCGCAUAUCCCAAAGAUCCGUACAAAGAUGAAAGUUUAUGGCCCGGUGGUUUCGCCCAACUCACGAAGGUACAAGUGAUUAUAAUUACUAUUGUGAUUUGUGCUACAUAA